Molecule: messenger RNA, 2671 nt
Organism: Melanaphis sacchari
Lineage: Eukaryota; Metazoa; Arthropoda; Insecta; Hemiptera; Aphididae
Product: mucin-5AC-like
Exons: 6
Coding region: 105-2363 (752 amino acids)
Source: RefSeq, a predicted model, not a curated record
UUUAAUUCCUAUCCAAAGACUAUUGUGUGUGGUGCUGAACGUGGACCGCGUUCAAAUUUUAUUUUAUUUAUUUUCCGUAAAAGUCUUCUGUGGACUUCUUCGCGAUGGCUUUGACCAUUGUGUUGGUGUUGACUAUCUUAAGUGUAGCAAACUAUGGUAAUACAUUUGAAUUUUCUGGACUUGACCCAUCAGUACAAAUCAAAUCACAACUAAAACCAACCAUAAAACCAUUUUCUGCACAAACUAACCAACCUUAUCAAGGAGACCAAUUUAAGUCAACGUUUGGACACAAUAGUGUACCUGCAAAGCCUUUCGGAGCACCAUUUGAUCACUUUAAAUCAUCUUAUCAGCCUGACCAACCAUUCAGAACAAAUUAUCAACCAUUUGGACCUUAUCCUGGUUACCCAGGACCUGUUGUAUACCCCGGUUACGGUGGUUAUCAAGGACCAGAGGCUUACUCCUCUCCGCCUUACCGUUUUAAUGAACCCAACCACAAGCCAUUUGGUUUUCAACCAUUCCCAGCACCGGUUCAGCCAACGUUCAAUCAAUACAAAUUUGGUCCAGCAAAAAAAUUCAAUAAAAAUUUCCCAGGACUAGUCGAUUUCAAUCAAGCAGGAAAAUAUUUCCAUGAACACCAAUUGGGAGCAUAUCAUGGACCUGAAUUUUCAUCUGCUAUUGUGCCUGCAGAACAUAAUAUUAAACAAUCAAAACCUAAAGAUACGUUAUUAAGCAAACCAGUUUUUCCGACUUUACCUGAAUUCGGAUUACAUAAGCAAACCAGCUUUGGACUUCCUUCGCCAUCAUUCAAGUAUCCAGUACCAAACUUCCCACCAAUUCAGCCUUUCGUCAGCACCAUACCGUCAGUAAAGAGCGUGCCCACUACAGUCAUUCCGGUGGAUGCUGUAAACAUCGAAAAAAAAUUCGGCGGAGCUGAAAUCACUACUUCUGUUAUUCCGUUGUCAUCGGCUCAAGAUGAAUUGGCAACGGUGCAACAGCAAUCCGCGGAGGUCACAGGCGAGCCAUCGGCAGCAACACCUUCCAGUCCCGCUCAGGAGGAGGUCACUGCCGGUGACGUCUCUGCCGCCGAAGUGCCCGCAACUGAAGUAACGAUCAACAAUGAAGUGCCCGCGGCCCAGGAUGCCGCCCCGGCAAAAGAACAAAGCGCGCCAUCGUCGGAGAGCAACGAACCCAACACCGAUAGCGAGAAGAUCGCACCUGCCCCGGAAACCCAAGACUCUGUCAAGGAACUGAGCCCUGUUGUGGUAGCCGAAGAAGUUAAAGAAACCUCAAGCGGCGCACCAGCUGAACUUUCAAACGACCCCAUCGAGUUGACCACCAUCAGCGGAUCCGAAACCACCUCCGCGAAAUCCGAAGUAGCCACAGAAAACAAAUCCGAGACCGGUAUUGAAGCCGCAAGCUUGCCAAGUCUACCCACCAAAUUGCAGAACUCGAAUUUUGGUUCCAUAUCGGACACCUCAUCGCUGGGUCUAUUCGAUUCAUCGGGAUUCCCGAACUUUGGACAGUCCUUUGGUGUCCAACAGCCGUCGUACUACCCCUACUUUGAUACGCCCAAAUUUUCGGAAGAAGAACUGAAAGCAUUCGCGGCUAACUUCGGAACCAAUGUCCCACAGUUUGGCCAGGUUGCCGGAAGCGCAGACCCAGUGGUAAAAAUCACCGAGGGCACUUUAAACAGUCCGUCGGCUGAAAUCGCAACCAAACUCGAAAGUGAAGACAAGGUUAAGAGUGAUGACAAAACCGUGAGUGAAGAGAAGAAAACAGUUGUCGAAUCUCAAUCCCGCAACAUCCCAGAAGCACAGCCGAAGUUCAGUUCUGUACAAAUAAUCCGAGACGACCCAUUCAACGGACAAUUUCCUUUGUUGUAUGACCCAUCCAACUCCGCCUCACCCCUGGACACAUACAAGUUCUACAGCCACCCGUCCGUGUCCGCAUUGUCAUCUCAAGCCUCUCUGGCUUCGUAUUCGCCCGAGUCCGCGUUCAGCGACUUCGGAGCCCAAUUUCGUCAAGGCUAUUUGGUCGAAGGAUCGCCCUCGUUGACACCGUUCGCCAAGACAGUCGUGCAGUCCGACCAGACGCCGAUUUCCAUCUCGUCCCAAGACCAUCCACUCCACAGCCAGGUAUUCAAAUACUCGCAAUCGUUUGUGCCGUAUCCCGGACUGGUGACCAGCAAUAACAACGCUGCCACUUUACAAACCUUCGACGUAUCGUCGUCAACAGCCGCGCCAGCCGUCUCCUCCACAACUGCUACCGCCGCUGACGACGUUUCCGUCCAGUCGACUUCCGCUCCAGAUGCUGUGGUCGAGAACAGCAGCAGUACCAAUGCCCCGACCGUCGAGACAGCUUGAGCUGUCGACGAUUUUCUUCCCGCCAUUCCCUCAUCCUUGGAAAUGGUCCCUUUACUCACUUUCCUCGUUCUUCUGAUAACAAAUCAUCCAAUAUUGUCUUUGUAUAAUAUAUUUGUACCAUAUUCAGCGUUGACUAAACACGGCGAUCUGUUCGCACAGUACCGAAGACCGACAGGGUUGCCAGCUAAUUUCAAAAGACUAUAAACACAUACCUAUUGUAAUUUAUUAUUGAACCAUGAUUAUGUAUUUUUUUUUUUACAUGGACGUAUUUAAAUACAAAUCACUAUGUAUAAUAAUAAUAACCAAAC